Molecule: messenger RNA, 5238 nt
Organism: Pecten maximus
Lineage: Eukaryota; Metazoa; Mollusca; Bivalvia; Pectinida; Pectinidae
Product: caspase-3-like
Exons: 6
Coding region: 331-1044 (237 amino acids)
Biological process (GO): proteolysis
Molecular function (GO): cysteine-type endopeptidase activity
Source: RefSeq, a predicted model, not a curated record
UGAAGGGAAUUCCCCAUAUUUUUUUCCCUGUACUUUCGUUUUGAUCGUUCGACGAGAUUUUUGUUUGUGUGUGUUUUGAAAUGUCUAAACAACGAGAAAAAGAGACAACUGGUGUGGACCAGUCUGAUGCCCGGGGUGGAACACUGAAUGCUACUGAUGCUGUGUCUUCAGGAAACGUGGCCCAGCGAUCUGUUCCUCGAACUGACGAUGGAACUGAGGCCAAAAUGAGAUUGUCUGAUCUAACCAGGGACUCCUAUGAAAUAGACACUGAGCGGUUUUCCUCGUAAGGGCAAAGUUGUUAUCUUCAACAACAUCAACUUCAACAAUGGUAUGCCUGACCGAGUUGGCAGUGACCAGGAUGCAUCAACCAUGUAUCAGAGAUUCUCUGAUUUAGGUUUCGAACCUCAAUUGUUAAAUGACUGUACACAUGAUGAAAUGAUGGAAAAGCUCAAAGAAGCUGCAAGUGAUAACCACAGCUUAUGCAGCUCGUUUGCAUGUGUAGUUUUGUCACAUGGGGAUCAAGAUGGAAUCUGGGCUACAGACAAAGCACCUGUUCUGAAAACUGAAGACUUAAUGGCUACUGUCAACUCUCAAAACUGUAAAAGUCUAAUCGGCAAACCAAAAAUCUUUAUUAUCCAGGCUUGUCGUGGUCUUCAGUCUGACCCGGGUGUGGACGUCAACUUUGAUGACAGGGUGAUGUCAGAUGCUGCAUCAGAAUCGGAGGAAUAUCUGGCACACCUAUCCCAACAGGAGAACACAUAUCAGAAUAUCCGCAUUCCCAGCGAUGUAGAUUUUCUACUUGUGCAAGCAACAAGUCCAGGACGGACAGCCAUCAGAAACAACCAGACAGGAUCACCUUUCAUACAACAUUUGUCUGAAGCCAUGUCCAAUAUGGAGGAAGAAGAUGACUUCAUUGCUGUCCUCACAAAAGUUAACAGGAAUAUGGCCUACAAUUUCUCCACUGGCAGAAUGGGCGGCGUCAAACAGAUGCCUUGCUUUACAUCAAUGCUUACCAAAAAGCUCCUGUUGAAGAAAGGGUGCUGAGUUAUGAUCAAGGCAAAAAUACAAGAAUUGACAAAGGUUUAAUAUAUCGUUGGAGGUUAAACAUAAGAAAUGAAUAUGGUUUUGAGAUUUUACAUGUAUAUAUUUUACAAGAAGAAUUUUGUAGAAGUAUCAAAAUCUCUUCCUUCUUCUGACUGCGUUACAAAAGAGUAAAGCAGUGAAAAAAGGCUCAGCGGAUUAAUAAGUGUGGGAAUCGGUAAUGCAAUCAUGACAUCAUCUCUUUGUGUAAUGUUACCAGAACGUCAACUAGACGGCUCAUUUUCAAAUGACUGAUCUUCACAAUUUUAGAGUUUUCUUCUGUUACCUGAUGAUCUCUGUACAAAAAGCUAAUGUCAAGUGAGUAUUUUGUCAAAAACCUAAAGUGUUGAUUGCGGAAAUGAGUGAAUAUUUAACUUCUCCACAUGGUAAGCUAACAACAAAUGGCUGAAGCAUACAGUUUCUAUAGAAAAAUCAACGACAUCACUACUAAAUCUGUGGCAAUGCCCACUGUGCCUGACAUAUAGUAAAUCUGACACGGAAAUUGUGGCUUUAUUUUUUCUUUGUACAGUAUUUCAACGAAUUGUUUGGUGUAAAUAUAUGCAUUGAAUGGUGUUUUUAUUGCAAUACUGAGUGUAUGGAUCCUUGGUAACACUUAACACUGUAUAUACUGAGUGUAUGGAUCCUUGGUAACACUUAACACUGUAUACACAGAGUGUAUGGAUCCUUGGUUACACUUAUCACUGUAUACACAGAGUGUAUGGAUCCUUGGUUACACUUAACACUGUAUAAACAGAGUGUAUGGAUCCUUAGUAACACUUAACACUGUAUACACAGAGUGUAUGGAUCCUUGGUUACACUUAUCACUGUAUACACAGAGUGUAUGGAUCCUUGGUUACACUUAACACUGUAUACACAGAGUGUAUGGAUCCUUGGUAACACUUAACACUGUAUACACAGAGUGUAUGGAUCCUUGGUUACACUUAUCACUGUAUACACAGAGUGUAUGGAUCCUUGGUUACACUUAACACUGUAUACACAGAGUGUAUGGAUCCUUAGUAACACUUAACACUGUAUACACAGAGUGUAUGGAUCCUUGGUUACACUUAUCACUGUAUACACAGAGUGUAUGGAUCCUUGGUUACACUUAACACUGUAUACACAGAGUGUAUGGAUCCUUGGUAACACUUAACACUGUAUACACAGAGUGUAUGGAUCCUUGGUUACACUUAUCACUGUAUACACAGAGUGUAUGGAUCCUUGGUUACACUUAACACUGUAUACACAGAGUGUACGGAUCCUUGGUUACACUUAACACUGUAUACACAGAGUGUAUGGAUCCUUGGUAACACUUAACACUGUAUACACAGAGUGUAUGGAUCCUUGGUUACACUUAACAUUGUAUACACAGAGUGUAUGGAUCCUUGGUUACACUUAACACUGUAUACACAGAGUGUAUGGAUCCUUGGUAACACUUAACACUGUAUACACAGAGUGUAUGGAUCCUUGGUAACACUUAACACUGUAUACACUGAGUGUAUGGAUCCUUGGUUACACUCAACACUGUAUACACUGAGUGUAUGGAUCCUUGGUAACACUUAACACUGUAUACACAGAGUGUAUGGAUCAUUGGUAACACUUCACACUGUAUACACUGAGUGUAUGGAUCCUUGGUUACACUCAACACUGUAUACACUGGGUGUAUGGAUCCUUGGUAACACUUAACACUGUAUACACAGUGUAUGGAUCCUUGGUAACACUUAACACUGUAUACACAGAGUGUAUGGAUCCUUGGUAACACUUAACACUGUAUACACAGAGUGUAUGGAUCCUUGGUUACACUUAACACUGUAUACACAGAGUGUAUGGAUCCUUGGUAACACUUAACACUGUAUACACAGAGUGUAUGGAUCCUUGGUAACACUUAACACUGUAUACACAGAGUGUAUGGAUCCUUGGUAACACUUAACACUGUAUACACAGAGUAUAUGGAUCCUUGGUAACACUUAACACUGUAUACACAGAGUGUAUGGAUCCUUGGUUACACUUAACACUGUAUACACAGAGUGUAUGGAUCCUUGGUAACACUUAACACUGUAUACACAGAGUGUGCGGUCCUUGGUAACACUUAACACUGUAUACACAUAGUGUAUGGAUCCUUGGUAACACUUAACACUGUAUACACAGAGUGUAAGGAUCCUUAGUAACACUUAACACUGUAUACACAGAGUGUAUGGAUCCUUGGUAACACUCAACACUGUAUACACUGAGUGUAUGGAUCCUUGGUUACACUUAACACUGUAUACACAGAGUGUAUGGAUCCUUGGUAACACUUAACACUGUAUACACAGAGUGUAUGGAUCCUUGGUUACACUUAACACUGUAUACACUGGGUGUAUGGAUCCUUGGUUACACUUAACACUGUAUACACAGAGUGUAUGGAUCCUUGGUAACACUUAACACUGUAUACACAGAGUGUAUGGAUCCUUGGUAACACUUAACACUGUAUACACAGAGUGUAUGGAUCCUUGGUUACACUUAACACUGUAUACACAGAGUGUAUGGAUCCUUGGUAACACUUAACACUGUAUACACAGAGUGUAUGGAUCCUUGGUAACACUUAACACUGUAUACACAGAGUGUAUGGAUCCUUGGUAAUACUUAACACUGUAUACACAGAGUGUAUGGAUCCUUGGUUACACAUAACACUGUAUACACAGAGUGUAUGGAUCCUUGGUAACACUUAACACUGUAUACACAGAGUGUAUGGAUCCUUGGUAACACUUAACACUGUAUACACAGAGUGUAUGGAUCCUUGGUAACACUUAACACUGUAUACACAGAGUGUAUGGAUCCUUGGUAACCCUUAACACUGUAUACACAGAGUAUAUGGAUCCUUGGUAACACUUAACACUGUAUACACAGAGUGUAUGGAUCCUUGGUAACACUUAACACUGUAUACACAGAAUGUAUGGAUCCUUGGUAACACUUAGCACUGUAUACACAGUGUAUGAAUCCUUGGUUACACUUAUCACUGUAUACACAGAGUGUAUGGAUCCUUGGUUACACUUAACACUGUAUACACAGAGUGUGCGGAUCCUUGGUAACACUUAACACUGUAUACACAGAGUGUAUGGAUCCUUGGUAACACUUAACACUGUAUACACAGAGUGUAUGGAUCCUUGGUUACACUUAACACUGUAUACACUGAGUGUAUGGAUCCUUGGUAACACUCAACACUGUAUACACUGAGUGUAUGGAUCCUUGGUUACACAUAACACUGUAUACACAGAGUGUAUGGAUCCUUGGUAACACUUAACACUGUAUACACAGAGUGUAUGGAUCCUUGGUAACACUUAACACUGUAUACACAGAGUGUAUGGAUCCUUGGUAACACUUCACACUGUAUACACAGAGUGUAUGGAUCCUUGGUAACACUUAACACUGUAUACACAGAGUAUAUGGAUCCUUGGUAACACUUAACACUGUAUACACAGAGUGUAUGGAUCCUUGGUAACACUUAACACUGUAUACACAGAAUGUAUGGAUCCUUGGUAACACUUAGCACUGUAUACACAGAGUGUAUGAAUCCUUGGUUACACUUAUCACUGUAUACACAGAGUGUAUGGAUCCUUGGUUACACUUAACACUGUAUACACAGAGUGUGCGGAUCCUUGGUAACACUUAACACUGUAUACACAGAGUGUAUGGAUCCUUGGUAACACUUAACACUGUAUACACAGAGUGUAUGGAUCCUUGGUUACACUUAACACUGUAUACACAGAGUGUAUGGAUCCUUGGUAACACUUAACACUGUAUACACAGAGUGUAUGGAUCCUUGGUAACACUUAACACUGUAUACACAGAGUAUAUGGAUCCUUGGUAACACUUAACACUGUAUACACAGAGUGUAUGGAUCCUUGGUAACACUUAGCACUGUAUACACAGUGUAUGAAUCCUUGGUUACACUUAUCACUGUAUACACAGAGUGUAUGGAUCCUUGGUUACACUUAACACUGUAUACACAGAGUGUGCGGAUCCUUGGUAACACUUAACACUGUAUACACAGAGUGUAUGGAUCCUUGGUAACACUUAACACUGUAUACACAGAGUGUAUGGAUCCUUGGUUACACUUAACACUGUAUACACAGAGUGUAUGGAUCCUUGGUAACACUUAACACUGUAUACACAGAGUGUAUG